Messenger RNA from Prorocentrum cordatum, 1074 nucleotides. The record is from the annotation of a GenBank genome assembly. NCBI's taxonomy places the organism in Eukaryota, Dinophyceae, Prorocentrales, Prorocentraceae.
CUCGGCUCCAAAGCGGCGCCCAGCUUGCAAAGUGUGAGUUUGCCGCAGUGUUCGUCGGUGGCCGCCCCCCGCCCUGCCCAAGACUUCGAAGCGAUGCCGGCGCGCAGCGUCAACGCGGUCGUCGUGGGCCCCGCCGCCCCGCAGCCUGCGGCCCAAGCAGCCCCGGGGGCACGCACCAACGGCACGCUCUACACCGCUGACGUGGGCAUCCAGAUGAUUGGGGUCACAAUCGCUGGCAAGGUGGUGCACGACGCCGGCGUGCGGUUCACCCUCGCCGACGCGGCGUCCUUGCAGCCCGGUCAGCCGCGCCUGGCGCAGCGCCACGCUUUGUCUACGGUGACCCAGCGCGCUCGGGAGGAGCUCGCCCUGCCGGAGAAGCCGCGCAACGUGGAGUACAUGAACCGCGGCCUCAUGCCGCCUCAGAGCACCGCGAACCCCUACCAGGGCCGCACGUGGACCUACUGCAUCGACGUGGUGCCCACCACGUCCGGGGCCGUCAAGGCGGCCAUUGCGCACGGCGCAGACCACGCCGCUUUCAUCAUGAAGCACGCCUUCUUCGAGGCCGACCUGUCCGUGCCCGCGUCGCCCACGGCGGCGGCCUGGAGCGCAACGGCAUCCCUGCUCGGGCAGCGCGUCAAGGUGCACCGCACUGGCACGCGCGCCGAUGGGGGCGACUGGGCGGUGUCCGACCUCAUCAGGUUCCGCUUCCGUCUGGACCCAGCGAUGCCGCCGAACGUGCGCAAGGUGGUGGACGCCAUGGUGCAGAAGUGUUCUGCCUACAUCACGGUGGGCCCCUUCGACUGGCAGGGCGGCCCUCAGGCGCUCGCGGCUUCGGCCCCCAGGAAGCGCCCGGCGGCGGCUGGCGGUGAGCCCGCGGUUCGCAAGCGCCCCGCGCGCCGUUGAGGCGCGGCCGCUGGCGAGUACCCCUUUUCCGCUCAGCCGCGCGCGCCCACGUGGCGGCGCGCGCCAAGGCCGGGCACGUUUUUUAAUAUGACCCCGCAGACGGUGCGGGUGCCCAUCUGCUCUGACGCUUUUCCCGUGGCAGCAGAAUCGCCCCAAAUCCAAGGUUCGCAG